AUGGCUUUGAUCGGUCGCGCCAACCUGCGUACGGCGCUUCGCCUACCCACAUUCUCCUCUUCUUCCUUUGCCUCAACCUCCGUCAUUGCAUCAACCAGCAAGCUCACUUUUCGUCCCAACUCAACCGACGCCUCUGCACCAUCCUCGUCUUCCUCUUCCUCUUCUUCAUACUCUUCCUCUUCCUCUUCCUCCUCCACCGCUUCCACCUCAUCCGAAGCCGGCUCCCCCUCAGAUGGAUCUACGCCAGUCCGCUAUAGCUACUUCGUUCCUCGCGUCGGAAAAACGCUUUCGUCCUUCCCCGUCUACACCGACGUUCGCAACGGCGGGACGCGGAUCAUGACCGAAGUUCGCAAGAUUCAAGGCUCCGUCUCGGACCUGCAGACUGACCUCUCGCUGUUUCUCUCGGAAACAUACACGCGCCAAGACGCCUCGCCCUUCAACCAGGUCAACAAGAAACCGUUGAGGCCCAAACCCGGUCGCAAGCUGUUGGAUAGGACGGGCAACCCAACCUACUUGGAUCCUGUACAGAGCGCCAAAGUCCAGUCAAGUGGCAAGUUGAAGAUCCGUGGGAAUCGAGUCAACGACGUCAAGGCGUUCUUGGAGAGCAGAGGGUUCUAG
This is a messenger RNA of Mycosarcoma maydis (corn smut), 618 nucleotides long. RefSeq names its product mitochondrial 54S ribosomal protein mL49. The coding region runs from base 1 to 618 and encodes 205 amino acids. NCBI's taxonomy places the organism in Eukaryota, Fungi, Basidiomycota, Ustilaginomycetes, Ustilaginales. The transcript has a single exon. The record is from RefSeq and is a predicted model, not a curated record. Gene Ontology annotation, cellular component: ribosome; mitochondrial large ribosomal subunit. Gene Ontology annotation, biological process: translation. Gene Ontology annotation, molecular function: structural constituent of ribosome.